This is a messenger RNA of Harmonia axyridis, 1683 nucleotides long. RefSeq names its product chitin deacetylase 1 (gene Cda4). Gene Ontology annotation, cellular component: extracellular region. Gene Ontology annotation, molecular function: chitin binding. Gene Ontology annotation, biological process: carbohydrate metabolic process. The transcript is spliced from 9 exons. The record is from RefSeq and is a predicted model, not a curated record. Lineage: Eukaryota; Metazoa; Arthropoda; Insecta; Coleoptera; Coccinellidae. The coding region runs from base 108 to 1589 and encodes 493 amino acids.
AGAGGAGUUCUCGAGGAAAGUGCAACCAGUGGAGCUGCCAGAAGAGAACAGAUAUAUGUGGCUACCGAGUGUUUAGUGAGUGAACCAUCUUCAACAACCGCAGGAAAAUGUAUAUCCUGCCAGGUUGUAGUUUGAAAAACAAAUAUGUACUUCUUUGUGUAGGUUAUUAUAUUUUAGCCAUAGCUUAUUGCCAAACAGACAAAAAAGCCAAAGAUGAUGGAAAAGAAUUUGAGUGUCCUCAACAAGUAGGAAAUGGAAAUUUCGCUGAUCCUGGAAAUUGCAGACGGUUUUUUCAAUGCGUUGAUGGGUUUCCAUAUGUAAAUAGGUGUCCCUCAGGGCUCUACUUUGAUGAUAUAAGUAAACAAUGCACAUUCAAAAACGAAGUCAGAUGUGGACCCAUAGCUACAACUCCAGCUGCUAUUACAGAGCCCCCAACAGAUUUAGCAGUAAAAUGUAACCCUGCUGAAUGUGAACUACCAUAUUGUUACUGUUCCAAAGAUGGUACACAAAUCCCAGGUGGUUUGCAAGCUGAUGAUAUUCCACAAAUGAUCCUUCUGACAUUUGAUGGUGCUGUGAACCUGAACAAUUUCGAACAUUACCAAAAAGUGUUCAACAAAAAGAGACAGAAUCCCAAUGGUUGCGAUAUCAAAGGAACAUUUUUCAUAUCCCAUGAGUACAGCAACUACCACAUGAUACAAACAUUGGCUAGUGUCGGACAUGAAAUGGCUACUGAAACAAUUUCGCUACAGACAGGUUUGCAAGAUAAAGGAUAUGAAGAAUGGGUUGGAGAAAUGGUUGGAAUGAGGGAAAUUCUCAAACAUUUAUCGAAUGUGUCGAAAAGUGAAGUGGUUGGAAUGAGGGCACCUUUUUUGAAACCUGGCCGAAACACUCAGUAUAAGGUCAUAGAAGAUUUUGGGUAUAUUUUUGAUAGCUCCAUAAGUGUUCCACCUACUGACAUACCAGUUUGGCCAUACACACUAGAUUACAAAAUACCUCAUGAGUGUAAAUCUGGAACAUGUCCAACAAGAUCAUAUCCAGGAAUCUGGGAAGUUCCACUCAAUGAACAUUAUGUUAGAGACUUUGAAGGAGGCCACUGUCCAUAUCUAGAUCAAUGUGUACUUCAUAACAGUGAUGCUGAGGAAGUAUUUGAAUGGUUACAAGAAGAUUUCAGUAGAUAUUACGAGCAGAAUAAAGCUCCUUAUAUGAUGCCAUUCCAUACUAAUUGGUUUUCUAUUAAGCCGUUAGAAAAAGGUCUCCAUAAAUUUUUAGAUUGGGCCACUACUUUGCCUGAUGUUUACUUCGUAACUAUUACCCAAGCAUUAACCUGGAUUACUGAUCCAAAGUCUUUGAACCAACUCAAUAACUUUGAUGCUUGGGAUUGUCAGAAAAAGAAGGAAAACACUCCACCACCGCCAUGUAAUAUACCAAACAAAUGUGCACUGAACUUCAAAACACCAGAUAUGAAUUUUACUGAUAUUAGAUAUUUGGAAACUUGUUUUGAAUGUCCCAACCAAUAUCCCUGGUUGGGAGAUGCAGGUGGUUCUGGAAUUCCUGGGAAAGACAAUUAUAUCCCAGAUAAUGUUAAAUAAUUUUAGGAUACAUAUUUUAAAUUAAUACCAAAAUUGUAAGAUCCAAUAGUCAAUUUGUUGAUUGAACUAACAAUAAAUUAUUGUUUUUAUGUAA